Messenger RNA from Boleophthalmus pectinirostris (great blue-spotted mudskipper), 2334 nucleotides. RefSeq names its product ras association domain-containing protein 1. The record is from RefSeq and is a predicted model, not a curated record. The transcript has 5 exons. Gene Ontology annotation, cellular component: microtubule cytoskeleton; nucleus. Gene Ontology annotation, biological process: Ras protein signal transduction. Lineage: Eukaryota; Metazoa; Chordata; Actinopteri; Gobiiformes; Gobiidae. Bases 344 to 1156 code for a protein of 270 amino acids.
GUCUGGGUGGAGCUUGGGAGAUGCGAGGGAAGCCGCGGCUCUGAAGGGCGGGGGCUGGGUGACAUCCUGUUUCACACAGUUUGUAUAGCCAUUGGAAACGUGGCCGGUGAGAAAAAAACAAGAUUGCGCACGUUUAGACUUUUUGAUAAAGUUUUAUUGCUAGACACCACAUUGUUGCCGAGUACGCGUUUUGCCACAGUUGGGUUAGUUCAUUUCCGAGUGAGUAGUUCAUUUCCGAGUGAGUAGCGCGUGUUUUUACCUCGUUUGAGCUCAAAUCAACGAGAAGAAGUUUGAUUUAGACUCUACUUUUCGACUAGCAUUAUACUUAGUAAAUAGGGAAAAGAUGGCAAAAAGCGAAGAUAAAACCCCGUCGUUUGAGAUGACUUGGGGAAGCUCCACUAGCAGCGGGUAUUGCAGCGACGAAGAGUCCGAUUCGGAGUUUGAGCAGUACUUCACCGCCCGAACAUCUUUCUUCCCCAAAACCAAGAAAGCCGAAAAUGUCGUUGUUAAGAAGGAUGAACAGACUGAAUGGGCAAAGCAGGAGUUGACGACCCCAGACAUUCAACAAAAAGUGAAGGAAUACAACGCACAGAUCAACAGCAAUUUAUUCAUGAAUGUGAAUAAGGAUGGCUCUUAUACGGGUUUCGUAAAGGUGCAGUUCAAAUUGGCACGGCCUGUUUCAGUUCCUCCUCCAAAGAAGGAGACUGGGAGGAAAUCGGCAGGGGUGAAGCGCCGCACCUCUUUUUACCUGCCCAAAGAUGCCUCCAAGCACCUGCACAUAAGCUCCCGCACCACAGCCCGCGAGGUCAUCGAGGCCUUGCUCAAGAAGUUUACUGUGGUCGAUAAUCCGGGGAAGUUUGCACUGUUUGAGCGAAGUGAACGCCAUGAUCAAGUUUAUGUCCGUAAGCUGUCUGAUGAUGAGCGACCACUGCGCUUGCGUCUCAGUGCUGGACCCAAUGAAAAGCUGCUGAGUUUUGUCUUGAAGGAAAAUGAAACUGGAGAAGUCAAUUGGCAUGCCUUCUCAAUGCCGGAGUUGAAGAACUUCCUCCGUAUUCUUCAGCGUGAGGAAGAGGAGCACGUGAAGCAGAUAGUGCAGCGUUACGCUCUGGCCCGCACUCGGAUGCAGGAGGCGCUCUCCGGCUCCACUCCAGGCUGAGAUCACCACUCCUCACCGGGAUUUUGGACAUGCACCGCUGGUCUGGAUGCCCCGAUCACUCAUGGCUGCAUCUAAAGAUCCCUGAGAAACCAAGUCUAAACGCCUCUUCGGUGACUGAGCGAGCGAGUGAGCGAGUCAGAGAGCGAGAGAGAGACAGGGCAGGCGCGAACUGUGCGAACUGUGCGAGUGUCGUGAAAUGCCUUUCACCUGGAGAGUCUGAAGUGCCUGAAUGAGUUGUGAACAGAUGAGGACUGGCAGAUGAGCUAAUGCUGGAUGUAGUAAUGCCUUUAAUAUAUCAGAUUAAAAUAAGAGCAACAUAGUAUAAUAAAAGCCCUAUUUAUGUCAGAAAUUACCUACUGAACAAAUAAGAUUUAUAUGUAAAAAUAAUUUGUAAAAUGGUUCAAAUGAUAUAUGACCCAUUUAAAAUAUGUAACUUUUCUGGUGGAGAGUCUGCUACUUGCUUGUUUCCAUGAAGAUGUUAUAGGUUUACCUGGAAUGUUCCACAAUAUGGCAUUAAACUUAAUUAAAAAUUCCAGAUCUGUCAAGAGGGGACUCCACUCUCAGUAAGAUAUAUGUCAAGGCAUUUAAAGCAAUAGAAAAUGCAAUUUAAUACAUAUAUCCAGAGAAGUUCAAUGUCCUACUGUGAAACAUUCCAGACAAAACCUCUUCAAUGAGAUACACAUGUUGUGGACUCUCCGCCAGAAAAGUUACAUGCAUUUUAGCUGUAGGUUACCCCAGAUUCAUACUAUUUUUGUCACUUAAGUCAAAUUUUACAGUUAAUAGAAGACUUACCAGCGUUUAUAUGUGCUCUAUCACUGCCAUGUCCUCUCUAUACCCCCGAUGGGUUCAACUCAAUGGUUUUAUUUUUUUAUUAUUUUUAUUUUUGAACAGUUGAUUUGGAAGAACGACUGUGUGGACAUUUGUAUGCUGUUAUGCAUGUUUGAGAGUAAUGUUACACCCUGGUUUGACUGGACCUUUUUGAAUGACAACAUUGACUCGUUUCAACCUUUCAUUGUCCUUUGUCAGUACUGUCUUUAUACUAUUCUUUAACAAAAUGUCUCACUUUUUCAGUUUCUUAUGUAAAAACUCUAUGCACAUAUUUACAUGUUUUAUCAAAAUUCACAAACUGUGCCAAUGUCUUUUACAAUCAGUAAAGGAUUAUGUACAUUCUCUCACAA